AAUAAUCUAUCAGGGGAAAUUUCUGACAACAUUACAAGCCUCUCAAAAUUGGUCAACAUGAAUCUCUCUAUGAACCACUUGACAGGAAAAAUUCCUGAGAGCAUUGGGAAUUUAAAAAAUUUGGAAUCACUUGAUCUGUCAAGAAACAAACUUUCCGGCCCAAUUCCACAAAACUUGUCGUCCUUGACAUUCUUGAGUCACUUGAACUUGUCAUUCAACAACUUGUCGGGUAUAAUUCCAUCUGGGAAUCAACUCCAAACUCUCAAUGAUCCAUCCAUUUACCAAGGUAAUUCUUUACUCUGUGGACCUCCUCUUUCAACAAUAUGCCCAGGGGAACAAACUGAUCCUGAAGCGAGACCAAAUGGAGCAGAAAAGAAUGAUGAAGUGGGAUUUGAGUCGUUAUCAUUCUACAUUAGCUUGGUAGCUGGCUUUAUUGUUGGGUUUUGGGGAGUUUGUGGCACACUUGUUGUUAAAAAAUCAUGGAGGCAAGCUUACUUCCAAACCUUUGAUAAUUUGAAAGACAAGAUUUAUAUUUUCAUCAAGGUCAAAGUUGCUCGCUUGACAAGAGAAAGAUGAAGUUGGAGGAAGAUUCAGGACAA
This is a messenger RNA of Quercus lobata, 599 nucleotides long. Its product is annotated as receptor-like protein EIX2. The record is from RefSeq and is a predicted model, not a curated record. The transcript has a single exon. Bases 58 to 576 code for a protein of 172 amino acids. Gene Ontology annotation, molecular function: protein binding. NCBI's taxonomy places the organism in Eukaryota, Viridiplantae, Streptophyta, Magnoliopsida, Fagales, Fagaceae.